AUGAAGAUCCUCCUCAUCUUCUUCACUUUCUACCUGAUCUCAGGUGCAGUGAAAGGCAUUGAUGUGUCUGGAUAUUCUGGAGGAAGUGUUCUUGUUGAUUCUGGGAAACUCUGGUUCAGUGACUCUGCUAAAGUGGGCGUGUCUAGUGUGAGUGGCUUCUCUGGAGGUCGUCUGAUGAUCAAGUGUGAACAUCCUCAAUACAAAACCAAACCAAAAUACAUCUGUAAAGAAUCAGACGGAUGUUCAGAGAGGAAGAGUCCAGGAGUUCGGGGGUCAUUCCACAAAAUCGGGACACCAAAGGCACAGAUUUCAAGGGAUGACCCUUGGGAGGAAUGGAUAGAGAAUGGAGAUGUUUCUUUAUAUGACGACACCAGAGCAGGAGUCUUGAUGGUGUUUUUUAGAGAGCUGAAAGCUGCAGAUGCAGGAACAUACAGGUGUGGAGUGAAAGUAUCUGACUAUACUGAGAGAUUCACUGAACUACAGCUGAGCCUCAGACACGAUACAAAAUAUCCAAUGGUUGUGAAUAAAACUGCAUUUAUUGGCGAAGUUCACAUCACCUGUCAGAUCCCAGAGAAACAUAAAGUUCAUUUCUGUAAAGAGGAUGAUAAUCACAUCUGCCAGAACAUCAGCUCAUCUAAAGUGACAGAAAUGAGUGGUUCAUCAGAGAGAAAUGAAGAGAGAGUUGUUACAGUGAGCAUCAGUAAUGUGAGUGUGAGAGAUGCUGGAGUUUACUGGUGUGGAGCAGAAACCAGAGACACAGAUCUGACUUUCAUCUCCCUGAACACUCAGAUUCAGCUCAACCUCAUCAUGCCUCCAGUAGUGAGACGUGAAGGGGAAUCUGCUGAGAUCUUCUGUCCUUAUGAUUCAAUCUAUAAAUCAAAGCCAAAGUCUCUCUGUAAGGGGAAGUGCUCCACUAGAGACAGAAAUCCUCUCAGUGAGACUGUGAGAGAAGAGAAAGAGACCAAGACUGACAGAUUGACUCUGAAAGAUAACGUCACUGCAAGUGUCUUCACUGGGACCAUCACUGCACUGACAGCAGAGGAUGCUGGGAAAUACUGGUGUGCAGUGACAUUAGAAACAGAGCUCAAUUAUCUUCACACUCAUCUGAUGGUCAUCAUGAACGAGGAGCUGAACUUGACUAAGUAUGAAGGAGACGACGUGUCAAUCCAGUGCAAACAUCAGGAUGAAGAUCAGAAAAGCUUCUGCAAAGCACAUGAAGCCUCCAUGUGUGUGAAGGAUGGAGUUUCAUUGGAGACGAUCAGAGAUGAUCGAUUCUCUUUCAGUGAUGAAGCAUCUGCUGGAGUCUUUACUGUGAACAUCACUGAUCUGAGAGAAGAGGAUUCUGGGAUAUACUGGUGUGGAGAUCACGUCACCACUAAAGUCAGACUCACUGUUAAAAAGGAUUUCUCCAGGAUCAUCAUUAUUAUCAUCAUUAUUAGUGUGUGUGUGAUUCUGCUGCUGAUCGCUGGAUUCACUCUGACUGUCUGCAAAUUAAGACACAAGAGACGAGGCGACGCUCACUCACAGUUACCCACAAUCCCCUCUGAUGGGCUCCUGUACACUGCUGUCAGUUUCCAGAAGCAUGAAGAGUCUCUCAGUGAAGAUACAGUCAGAUUCAGUAAGAAUGAGAUUCACUCUGAUUACACCGUAGUCAUUUACCACAUGAGACUCAACUAA
Molecule: messenger RNA, 1677 nt
Organism: Carassius auratus (goldfish)
Lineage: Eukaryota; Metazoa; Chordata; Actinopteri; Cypriniformes; Cyprinidae
Product: polymeric immunoglobulin receptor-like
Exons: 8
Coding region: 1-1677 (558 amino acids)
Cellular component (GO): plasma membrane
Molecular function (GO): transmembrane signaling receptor activity
Source: RefSeq, a predicted model, not a curated record